GUGGUGGUAUGGUGCAUGCAUGGGCUUCGUUGUUGAGCUUCUGCGCAGCGGUAUAAAAGUCUGCUGUAUAAUUUUAUAGCUACAAGCUGAGCAGUAAAAACUAGAAAAGGUACAGAGUAAUGUCAACAGAGAAUUUCGUUGAAGAGAAGAUGGUGGACGCAGCUAAAGUUGCGCUGUGGGAGAUCUACGGACCACACCCCGGUCUGGCUCUCCUCAAGUUCUGGCAGGGAAUCGUGGAGCUCUGUAUUGCCAUCGUCGUCUUUGCACUGUCAUUUGCUGUCUUGGUAGCUGCCUGCGUAGCCAUCUCUGACGUGUCCAUCGACACAACAGGAGCCACGGAGGACGUGGUUGACAUGGUGGAGGAUAGCAGAUCGGCCACCGGUUUCCUCAUCUUUGUCAGCCUAUUUCUCCUUCUCUGGGAACUGGGUCUGGUCCUAGUGAGGUUCCUCAACUUUGGAGCCGUAAACCGCUUCUUUUUUAUAUUUGCUCUAGUGGUGGUGGGUGUGGCUGCAGUUCUGGCGGUGUUCUCGUUUUCUGGAGGAGUUGCAGCUGCCGUGGAGGGAGAGGACUGGCGGGAGCAGAUUGACUCCUGGGAAGACCAGGGAGCCGCCCUCACCGGUAGAGCUAACAGAAUCCCAAAGAACAUGGCUGCCACUGGCGCAUGUGGAAUCCUUGCAGGGAUUUCCCUAGCUGUACAGGGAACAUGGACCGUCCUCUUUCUCCUCCUCCACUGGAACAAGAACAUUCAAACCACGUCUGCGUUCGCCGGCGUCACUAAAGGUGUCGAGACAGAAGUGAAGGAAGCCAUCUAACUAGCACACCGACCGACCAUAUCCAAGAGCCUUUUUGAUCAGUCUUUACAUACAAUCAUCGCAACCACAAACAAGUCUAUGUUAGGGGUUUGAUCCAGUAUUAUCUUUGUGUUUCGUGUUCUGUUGCAACUUGUCUCCGAUCUAAAUUGUUCCAAUAGUCGGCACAAAUUGACAGUUGUCGA
This is a messenger RNA of Geodia barretti, 994 nucleotides long. Lineage: Eukaryota; Metazoa; Porifera; Demospongiae; Tetractinellida; Geodiidae. The record is from the annotation of a GenBank genome assembly.